UCAAUAUACACACAGAAAGCAGAGCAGCGCUUUGGGUAUAGUUGAAGGUGCUCUAGAGCGAAAGAAAUCCAGGCAGGCGCAGACACCUUCACGCACUGAGCAGAGGUUUGCGGCGCAGUUUGUGAGGCGGCCGGGACCCGAUCUUUUAAAACCAUGCUGGAUUGACUGCAGAGAGGCAACUACAAUCAAUGGCUUGGCUUUGAAAUCGUUCAAAAUUUAUUGGAAAGGAGUGUGAGAUAGAGCGACAGCGAGAGAGGGAGAGAAGCGAGGGAGAGAGCGGUGAGAGGGGUGGAAAUAAAGAUCCUUUCAACGAUGGAGCUUACAAUGGAAAACAUUGGAAAUCUGCACGGUGUAUCUCACUCCCAUCAAACGAGCGACUUAAUGAACUCCCCCCACGCGCGCCAGUCGUCGGCGUCGCAUCGGAACUUGGUGUCGCACGGACGGUCAGCCAUGGUGUCCAGCAUGGCCUCGAUACUGGAGGGAGCAGGGGACUACCGCACAGACCACGCUUUGUCUGGGCCCCUGCAUCCGGCGAUGACCAUGUCGUGCGACUCCGGGAUGAGCCUGAGCAGCACCUACACCACGCUGACGCCGCUGCAGCACCUGCCCCCCAUAUCCACCGUCUCGGAGAAAUUUCACCAUCCACACCCACAUGCUCACCAUCAUCCGGCGCACCAGCGACUCGCAGCCGGGAAUGUCAGCGGCAGCUUCACCCUGAUGAGGGACGACAGAAGCCUCGCCUCCAUGAGCAACCUCUAUGGCCACUACCCCAAAGACAUGUCCGGCAUGGGGCAGCCACUUUCCCCCCUGUCCAACGGUCUCGGGUCUUUGCACAGCUCCCAGCAGACUCUCAGCGCCUAUGGACCUGGAGCUCAUCUCUCCAACGACAAGAUGAUCUCCUCGGGGGGCUUCGAGUCCCACAUGCUGUCCCGGGGCGAGGAGCACCUGGCCCGGGGUCUCGGGGGCCAUGGGCCCGGGCUCAUGACAUCCUUGAACGGCAUACACCAUCACAGCCAUCCGCACUCUCAGGCAAACGGGUCCAUGCUGUCAGACCGAGACAGGCAGACGGUGGUGGGAGGCGGGCAGGGAGGUGGGUCAGGGCAGGUGGAGGAGAUAAACACCAAGGAGGUGGCACAGCGAAUAACAGCAGAGCUCAAACGCUACAGCAUCCCCCAGGCCAUCUUUGCUCAGAGGAUCUUGUGCCGGUCCCAGGGAACUCUGUCCGACCUGCUGCGGAACCCUAAACCGUGGAGUAAACUCAAGUCUGGCCGGGAGACGUUCAGGAGGAUGUGGAAGUGGCUCCAGGAGCCCGAGUUCCAGCGGAUGUCGGCGCUCAGGCUUGCAGCCUGCAAGCGCAAAGAACAGGAGCAACACAAGGACCGCAACACGACGCCCAAGAAACAGCGUCUGGUCUUCACUGACCUGCAGCGGCGCACACUCAUCGCCAUCUUCAAGGAGAACAAGCGUCCAUCCAAGGAAAUGCAGAUCACCAUCUCCCAGCAGCUCGGCCUGGAGCUCAGCACCGUCAGCAACUUUUUUAUGAAUGCGCGCCGCCGCUGCGUGGACCGCUGGCACGAUGACCAUGGUGCCAGUCCCGGGCAGCCGGGCACAUCUGCCACCACCUUCUCCAAGGCCUGAGAGGAGGAGAGGACCUUCAGAGGGCCGAGGAACUGGUUGGAACAACAGGCAACAUGGAAAAUUGGCUGUGAAACCUGUCUAUAACAACCCUACCUGGCCUGGUCCGUCUGAAUGUGUCCUCUGCCCAAAAAAUCCUUUGUGCCAUGCAAUCAUCUUUUUUGUCAGUCAGGAUUUCAAGCUCUCACCUGAAACAAGCAUUAUCUGAAAGGUGAAUUGUGAAGUCAGGUCCACUCUGCAUUACUCACAUAAGGACAAUCAUUGAUUUUGUCUUUUUUGAAAGAAUUUUCUUAAGGCAUCUGACAAAGUAAAGAGACACCAAAGAUUUGAUGUUUUUGUUGGACGGUAUCAGACAUAUUGCCAGCCUCCUUCCACCACCCAAGUAGCCACUGACUUACAUUUUCUUCCAACUCACCUCCUUUGUGUCUGCCUUUUUAGUCUCUCUCUCAUCCCCUCUACGCCGGCACACGGAAGCAACAAGGGCAAAAGAACGGCAAUAAAUCUGACAACAGAACAGCACAUAGCCUUAUUAUCCAAGCCGCAUCCUGCUCACACAAGGCCGUCAUAAAGAAAACAACGCAGCCUAUGAAAAAAAACAACAAGGCUUUCCAAUUCUCCGCCUCUACCUCCCCCCUCCUCCUGUAGUCUCCUUCAUUCCUCGACCAAAGGUAUUCCCUGGUGGCCAGCCAUUUCAGAGAGCAGCUCAGCCUGAUCAUACAGCAAACUAAUGAAUUGAAAAAUGAAUCAAUGCAGACAGACAGAGCAGGGCCUUGACCCCUCCUGAAGGUGAAACUCAAGAUGCUCGGCAGUAGAUACUCAGGUCUUCCAGGCCCAGGUCUAUAUUUUUUGCACAGAUGUUGGAGGCCUGUAGGGAGACGUGUCAUUGUUACUCUUGCCUGAGCCUAGAGUCUGUGUUUCUCUGACCAACAGGAGAGGCGGGUGAGAUGUCUGGACAUGCUCUUUGUUCUGCUGGGAGCUUUUCCUCUGAUCAAUAACUGAAAACCAAGCGACAACAACACGCUCGGGCAUCCAGCCAACUACAUUACAGCUGCAUAUGAAAAGCAGAAUGUAAGAGGAGCACAUGGAACCCACUGGAGAUGGGGACACAAAGGCCUCAUAACAGCAGCAGCAGCAGCAGCACACCUCUCCCUCCCAGGUCCCGCCUGUGCUGGCAGAGCAACAGUGCCCCCUGCUGUUGAUAGCAGAGACCUGUAUCUAGCAGAGCAAUGGUGCUCAGAGUGGAGGAGAGGGAGCGAAGAGCCACUAGAUGCUGAGGAGAAGUCAUGGCACAACACAUUCAGGCCCUCACAGCUCUUUGAAGGCAGAUCAAUAGCUAACCAUUAUCCUAUUGUUGUUCCUCAUCCAACCAGCACCGGUGAGGCCGAAAGAGGGGGAUGGUUAAACUAAAUGCUGAAAAUGCAGGGAUUUAGCAAAGGCAGGGUUUAUUUAGCCAAUUCAAAUCUUCAAGAAUCCACAAAAUAUAAGUGCAGAAAUGACACAAAGACGGGAUAAAAAAAGUACAACAGAGUAAAAAGUAACAGAAAGGCUUCCUGAGACAGACACAUGUGAGGUGUUGUGGAGUUUUAAUUUACAUUAUUUUGGAAGGCUUCAUAUUUUGUCAAAUCAUUCUUCCAUUCUUCCAUCCCGUCUGUUUGCAAAAAUAUACUCUCAACAGAUGUGAUUCAAACCGACUCUCCUGGUUAUCCCCACACAAGGGUUAUCAGUAGCUAACCCAAAGCUAACCACCACACUCAGCUGUCAAAAUGCUACAAUAAUUAGUGCCAAUGCUUACUGCCUUAAUGCGAAUCAGAGAAUAUGGUACUAGGGUUCACACACAGCUACAGUGCGCCCCACUGAUGAUGGGCGGUGUGUGCCAUAGUAGCCAACAAUCAGCUUUUAUCUGAAUUAAAAUAUACUUUUUUAGUAAAAAAAUGAAAAAAAAAGAAUCAGAUUUUAAGGCAUACAAUAACCAAACCUCAAAUGACAAAGAUACCACACAUACAAGAAGUGUUUCCAAUACAAAAGAAAAUGUCUCCAACACAUAACUGGACACAUUUUUAAAGCAGAAGAAAAAUCUCUCAUUCUAUCUUUGGUUCUCUACCUCCUCUGUCCCUCUAACCCCCCUCUCUUUCUCUCUAUAUUGAUGCGGGUAUUUAAUUAGUACCAUAGACACAAAGUUUCUAUUUCUUGUUACUAUUGUGCUCUGUUGUGCAUAAGUAAGGCACCUUGUUGAUAAAUCAAAAACAAAAAGGAAGGACUUUUUAAAAGGAAAAGAAGAGGAACGCAAGGAUCGAGGCCAAUAAAGGACUUUUUUUUUGCAUUCUAUGUGAAUAUAGACUCGGAAGAGACAUUUACCAUGACAAAGAGGAGAAAAAGUAAAACAGGGAGCUGCUGAAGAGAAGAAUAAAUGAUGGACGCUCUCUCUCUUUUGGCAUUUUAAUGUCAGAACUGUGGUACCCUCAGCCUCCUUUAAGCUGAGCCCAAAGACUGGGGUAAAAUGGAGGGGGACAAAACAAGACCUCCAAAUGUCCUGGCUGAUUAAGUGUGUUUUAUUAGAAGGCGGGUGGGGGUGAGCUCGGGACUCAAUUGUUAUCUGUAUGGUCUUAAGAUGCAACUGUAGCAUUUCUAACAAUGUAGUCAGAUUAGCGGUGCAGAUUAGAUAAGAGAUGGUGCUUGUAUAGGAGAUGAUUGAGAGGUACUGACUAACUUCACGUUGCUCUAAGCAGUGAGUUGACGUCGCCAGAAGGAUGAUGAGCUAACAUCGAUUUGUGGUAUACAGUUCAGUGAGCAUAGGUGAAUAGCUAGAUUCAGCUCUAGAUGUUAGGCUGACAAAAUGACAUUUGUUUGUAGUGAGAACCAAUGUGGCUACCUCACUAAGCUGAGUGGUUUGUGAAACCGCCACUAAUACCAAAGAUACUGCAGCCUACCGGUCCCAAACUGCCUAGGGGGACACAAACCAAAAAACAAAACAAAAGAAGCCCCCCCCCUCUUUGCUCAAAACUGUCAGACACACUGAUAUCUCACACACAAAACAGCGCAGUCAGACUGCAUCGGGCCACAUAGGAGGAGGUGGCUGCCUUGCAGAUAGAGUUGAGUGCCUUUUCCCUUCAACCACGGGUGGGACUGCACUGGACGGACAGACACACACACACACACACACACACACACACACACACACACACACACACACACACACACACACACAUUCAAGACAACACACCCAUGAUUGGAUGGACAGAAGGGGGGGGGGGCAGAAGAGAGGGACACAGAGUGGGGGCUGUGUCAGCAUUUUCUUGCAUAUUGACUUUCCAUCUUGAUACACUAGAAUACAAGCACUUUAUCAUGUAGAAAGUCUAUAAAACAUUUUCUAUACACUAUUUAUUUGCAACAAAAUUAUAUGUUACUCCUUAAUCUGUCAGAGUCUUUGUUACUGUAUGGUUCUAGUAGCUCACAGCCUUUAUGUUUUUAUUUCUUUCUGUGCCCGGUGUGCUUAGACUCUCAGCCACUUUACCUCUCUCGCAUCAGAGAUAUUUUUGUGUAACAGAGAAAGAGGGGGUUGCAAUGGCAGAGGCUCUAAGCGCUCGUAGGGCUGUAGUUGUAAAAUGUUGCCACUUGUUGUCUCUCUAUCUCUCCACUGCGUGCAAGCACAGAGGCUGCACUGGAAAAGUGUGGAAGGCUCACUGACAGUUUCUAGAAAAAUUCUCUCCUCCCUCCACCUUGUCUGUCCAGUCGACCUCUCCCCCUGGCUAGUGCUAAGACCCGGUAGGCGUGUGUUGACAAUUAAUUCUGAAAUACCUCAAAAACCUUUCAUGUAAACUUUAUGUAAUUUAGACUGAAAAUAAUACUGCUAAUGAUAACAAUGAUUAUGAAACUAUGAUACUAUGAUAGUUAGUUUUGGAACUUGUGACUUGAAGCUUUAUACUGUUAAAUUCCUUUUAUUCGUUUGCUCAUUUUUCUCGUACGUUCUCUUGUUUGUUUUUGCUACGGCAUGUACUUACUGUUUUCAUUAGGGAAAGACAUUGUGAAUGUUUCUGUGAAGGGUUACAUGAGAAAAGAAGAGACAGAAGAGAAGGCGUAGAGAGCAAGAGGGGCAAGAAGUACUCACUUCAGAUGUUUAGUGCAAAGCUCUGUCCAAGGCGGGUUUAAAAGGAAAAUAACAAAAACAAAAGGAAUGACAAAAAUAGGAUUUGGGCUGAAUUCUUAACCAAAAAUUUGAUGUUAAACCAAAGGAGUUAUAACCUUUUACCCAUUGUGAGCUUUCUUCUGCCUUUAAGUUGUCUUUUCUCUGGAAAAAAAAAACAA
Molecule: messenger RNA, 5937 nt
Organism: Etheostoma cragini (Arkansas darter)
Lineage: Eukaryota; Metazoa; Chordata; Actinopteri; Perciformes; Percidae
Gene: onecut3a
Product: one cut homeobox 3a
Exons: 2
Coding region: 313-1638 (441 amino acids)
Biological process (GO): regulation of transcription by RNA polymerase II
Cellular component (GO): nucleus
Molecular function (GO): DNA-binding transcription factor activity, RNA polymerase II-specific; RNA polymerase II cis-regulatory region sequence-specific DNA binding
Source: RefSeq, a predicted model, not a curated record